This is a messenger RNA of Cinclus cinclus, 1684 nucleotides long. RefSeq names its product Wnt ligand secretion mediator (gene WLS). Bases 59 to 1684 code for a protein of 541 amino acids. Gene Ontology annotation, molecular function: Wnt-protein binding. Gene Ontology annotation, cellular component: endomembrane system; organelle membrane. The record is from RefSeq and is a predicted model, not a curated record. NCBI's taxonomy places the organism in Eukaryota, Metazoa, Chordata, Aves, Passeriformes, Cinclidae. Gene Ontology annotation, biological process: intracellular protein transport; Wnt signaling pathway; Wnt protein secretion. The transcript has 12 exons.
CCGCUGCCCGCGGCCCCCGCUCCGUCCGCAGCGCCCCGGCCCGCACCGCCCCGCCAGCAUGGCCGGGGCCAUCAUCGAGAACAUGAGCACCCGCAAGCUCUGCGUCGUCGGGGGCAUCCUGCUCGUGUUCCAAGUCAUCGCCUUCCUGGUGGGAGGGCUCAUCGCUCCCAGCCCCACGACAGCUGUUCCCUACAUGUCAGUGAAGUGCAUUGAUGUCAGGAAGAACCACCACAAAACCAAGUGGCUGAUGCCCUGGGGACCCAACCACUGCAAGAAGCUGAAGGAUUUCGAAGAGGCCGUGAGCCGGCAGAUCGAGGCCAACGACAUCGUGUUCGCCGUGCACAUCCCACUGCCCAGCAAGGAGAUGAGCCCCUGGUUCCAGUUCAUGCUCUUCAUCAUGCAGCUGGACAUUGCCUUCAAGAUGGACAACGACCUCAAGGAAAAUGCAGAGAUCACCCUGGAUGUGUCGCUGGCCUAUCGUGACGACAUGUUUGGUGACUGGGAGGAAAUAGCACAUGCCAUAGAGAUCAGGAAGCUGAAGUGCACCUUUGGCUCUCCAAAAACCGUGGAGUCCGAGGGCCGUCACUACGACUGUGACUUCCUGCCCUUCAUGGAGAUUGGCAGCGUGGCACACAAGUACUACCUCAUCAACAUCCGCCUGCCCGUCAACGACAGGAAGGGCAUCAACGUGGGCAUCGGGGAGAUCAAGGACAUCCGCCUCGUGGGCAUCCAUCAAAACGGAGGCUUCACCAAGGUGUGGUUUGCCAUGAAGACCUUCCUGACACCCAGCAUUCUGAUCAUCAUGGUGUGGUACUGGAGGAGGAUCACGCUGAUGACGCGUGCUCCCGUCCUGCUGGAGAAGGUCAUCUUUGCUCUGGGAAUUUCCAUGACAUUCAUUAACAUCCCCGUGGAGUGGUUUUCCAUUGGAUUUGACUGGACUUGGAUGCUGCUCUUUGGAGACAUUCGACAGGGCAUCUUCUAUGCCAUGCUGCUCUCCUUUUGGAUCAUCUUCUGCGGGGAGCACAUGAUGGACCAGAACGAGCGGAAUCGGCUCUCGGGGUACUGGAAGCAGGUUGGACCCAUCGCCGUGGGCUCCUUCUGCCUCUUCAUCUUUGACAUGUGUGAGAGGGGAGUGCAGCUCAAGAACCCCUUCUACAGCAUCUGGACCACUGAGGUGGGCACAGAGCUGGCUAUGGCCUUUAUUAUAGUCGCAGGGAUCUGCCUGUGCCUCUAUUUUCUCUUCCUGUGUUUCAUGGUCUUCCAAGUGUUCAGAAAUAUCAGUGGGAAGCAGUCGAGCCUCCCUGCCAUGAGCAAGGCUCGCCGCCUUCACUACGAGGGGCUGAUUUUUAGGUUCAAGUUCCUGAUGCUCAUCACCCUGGCCUGUGCAGCCAUGACCGUCAUCUUCUUCAUCGUGAGCCAGGUGACAGAAGGCCACUGGAAGUGGGGGGACAUCACGAUCCAGGUGAACAGCGCCUUCUUCACCGGCAUCUACGGGAUGUGGAAUCUCUACGUGUUUGCCCUCAUGUUCCUGUAUGCUCCAUCCCACAAGAACUACGGUGAAGACCAGUCCAAUGGUGACCUGGCUGUGAACAGCGGGGAGGAGCUGCAGCUCACCACCACCAUCACCCACGUGGACGGGCCCACGGAGGUCUACAAGCUGGCUCGGAAGGAGGCUCAGGAGUGA